AUCCAACAUUCACUUCUCUUUACUCAACCCGCUUAACAAGAAUAAACAAUUUUCCAUCAUGAAGUUUGCUCUCUCUUUGGCUGCCAUUGCCACGGUGCUCUUCUCCGCAAGCGUGACCUCAGCUGCUCCUGCUGGUGGACCCAAUGGUCAAACGGCUGCCUUGAUUUCGACCAGUCAAUAUUGUCUCUUCCUUCCACGUGAUUAUGGUGGUGAUAUCGCAGAAAGUGAAGAUGAUGCAGUCGCUUUCUGCAACACUGCCAUCCCGACAGCCCCUAAUGCCCGUAAGCUCCCAACUGGGUUCGUCCAGAGCAUCCAUUUCGUCAACAAUACAUCCAAGAGCUAUGUCCAGAUCACGGGUCGUAUCGACCGCUCCAAGUAUGGCCUUUCUGAAAGCGAUGGUGGUGGACAGUAUGAUAUCAAAGCCCCCGUUGGUUCCAAAUGCGCUGGUUAUGGAUACUAUGUGCAAUUGCUUGAACCCGAUGAGGAGAUUUAUUGCCUCCGCUGUUGCAAGAAUAAGUCGGAUUGCCCUGUGAACAAGUCCACAUAUGGAUGCAGAGAUGUCCUUGGUGGUGACUACUCGUAACGAGC
This is a messenger RNA of Lobosporangium transversale, 588 nucleotides long. RefSeq lists its product as hypothetical. The record is from RefSeq and is a predicted model, not a curated record. NCBI's taxonomy places the organism in Eukaryota, Fungi, Mortierellomycota, Mortierellomycetes, Mortierellales, Mortierellaceae. The transcript is spliced from 2 exons. Bases 59 to 583 code for a protein of 174 amino acids.